Gavialis gangeticus (Gharial) is the source of this 16143-nucleotide messenger RNA. RefSeq names its product HECT domain E3 ubiquitin protein ligase 4 (gene HECTD4). Lineage: Eukaryota; Metazoa; Chordata; Crocodylia; Gavialidae. Gene Ontology annotation, molecular function: ubiquitin-protein transferase activity. The transcript is spliced from 76 exons. The record is from RefSeq and is a predicted model, not a curated record. The coding region runs from base 97 to 12927 and encodes 4276 amino acids.
CACGAACGGGAAAGCUCUGGGGAUGAAGAAACGUUGGCUUUGCUUAAACGUCAGGGCUUGUUACAGCAACCUGAGCAGGCACCAUUUACUUCCCGAAUGGGGCUCUUACUGGUCUUUCCUCUCAUUCAGUCUCAAAGUAGAACAGACCCUUCUCUCUGUAACAUAACUGCUGAGGUGCUAUUGAAUUGCCUUCGGGACUGCCAGCCUUUGAGUUUGACUAAGGAACCAGCUGACUGUCUUAAUGGAAUAGAAUCACUGCUCUGUUCCUGGCUGGAAGAUACUUCUGUGACAGGCCAGCAGAUUCCAUAUAAGCAAAAAGAAAAUGCAGCUGCUGCCCUGGUUGCCUUGGCUUGUGCAAGGGGAUCGUUGAAAACCUUUGUUCAUACAGUACAUUUGUUGCAGAAACAGACAGAUCUGGGAUCCCUGCCUGUGGCUGAUGUAUUAUACAGGUUGCUGCUUUUAGAAGGGGGACCUGGAUCUCCCUCUUGUUUGUUGGGAGGAAAACACAUAGUAUCUUGGGGGUUUGAAGAUAUGUUACCUGCACCUGAUGCCAACAGUGGUUCUGGCACUGAAAACAAAGAUGCAGAUUUAGGGCGCUGUCUUGCAGCAGAUGGACUCUAUCUUUAUACAACUAAUUCAGUGGGCAGAGGAAUAAGCAAAUUAGGAUCUGGAUUACAUGGUACUUUACGAGGCUUUGUAUACUGUCGUAACGAAGAGCUGGAGGCUGGUUGGGUUGCUUUUGGCAAUGGCAAACUUCUUCAUCGUCCUGUCUCCUUUGAUAAUAAGCCUCACUCCCUUUUCCAGGUCAUUGAUCAGCAUACACUUCAGGUGUGUCAAAUAAUCCCAAUGCCAGUAAAUCACUUCCCAGUUGGCAGCACUAUGACCACCGUGCAUCUUUCUUCAGACGGUACCUAUUUCUACUGGAUUUGGUCUCCUGCGAGCCUCAAUGAAAAAACACCAAAGGGACACUCUGUCUUUAUGGACAUUUUUGAACUCAUAGUAGAAAAUGGUGUAUGCAUAGCAAAUCCUCUACAGGAACGCAUCAUACUAAUGAGAAAAGAGGGAGAGUCUGCAAAGAGUAUUAAUGAAAUGCUUCUGAGUAGGCUUUCAAGAUACAGAGCCUCCCCAUCAGCAACACUGGCUGCACUAACUGGCUCUACCAUCUCCAAUACCCUGAAAGAGGAUCAAGCAGCUGCCAACACUAGUUGUGGGUUGCCACUAAAAAUGUUACGAAAAUCUCCCAUUUACACAUGUGGAACGUAUUUGGUGAUGUUGGUCCCACCCCCUGGUGGAUCAGGCAGCUCUGCUACACGAUCACUGUUUGGUGGUUCAAGUGGUUUGUCAUCACUGAAAAUCCUUGCUUCUAGCUUGGUGUUCAGUAUUUCGGAUGGGCAGUUCACAAGCCGAGCGGAUCUCAUUGAUGCUGCAGGAAGCUCACUUGGACGUGGGGCCCUCGUACCUGGACUUGGUGCAUGUUAUGAUACUAUGAAUAACAUGAUCUGGACAUGCUCUAAUGACUAUAUUGAUCAAUGGUGUAAUCCUGGAAACCAAGCUUUCCAUUAUGUCUGUCAGAGACUAGGAGUUAGCCAUAUCAUUACAGAGCCCAAAGGGGAUGCUAUAACCACAAAUGAGGUUAUCAACCAGUUACUGCACCAUGUUGGUGCCAUGUGCAUCCACCAACUCAAUCUACUUGCAGCCAGUAACAAUCUCCCAGUAACAAAUUUUUUGGGCAAGCAACAUCCAAUUGAAGCACACCAUCUCAGCAGUAUUUGUGACAUCAUGGAGAAAGCCAUGGUUAAUGGAGACACUUGCAUUAUACGCUGCAUCCUUGUUGUCUUUCAGGUGGUUUUAAAAUUUUUCUUCAGCCCCCAAACUGAGAGAAACAGAGACAUUGUUAGAAGAUCUGGCCUGUUACUGUGGCAGUUACUGAUGGCACCAAAGGACCAGAUUUGUUCUGAAAUUCAGAAGGAGGUUUGCCUAGCAAUCAGCUCUGGUUUAAAUAUCCUAUAUCCUGGAGAAGCAGAAAUCAAUAACUUACUUAAGUUGGUCUUAACUGAAGGAGAGAGAAAUAGUGGUCUCUCCCAACUUCGUGAUGUGAUCCUGACUAACUUAGCUGAACAGCUUCAGAACAACAGAUUUGGAAGUGAAGAUGAUGAUCAUUACAGACUAAAUGAUGAGCUGUUGCACUACAUUCUCAAGAUAGUUGUUCGAGAAUCUUGUGUCUUAAUCACCAAGUGCCAAACUGUAUCUAAAGAUGACUUUCAAAAGCUUCUUUCAACUGUGCCUGCUGCGUCUUCAUGCUUGCGGUAUCUGAUGGCCGUACAGAAUCACCUUCUCAGUAAUACUAUAUUGAUUAAACCUGAUGAAAAUGAUGACAGUGACAGCUCCUUGCAGGGAGAGACAUUGAAGGUACAGGAGUUAAAGGCCAGUAUUUUGUCUCUUGCUACACAAAUCCUGACCGGAUGUGAUGAAGUCUUAGAAAUGCUGCAACAAGUCACUACAGCUCUUAUAAAUAGUGACAUUUCUGACAGAGAGCAGAGAUUAAAAGGCCUGGAACAAGUUACUAAGGCAACCAUGCUUGGUCAUUUGCUUCCUGUAUUACUGACAUCCCUGAUGCAUCCAAAUUUACAGACUCUUACCAUGGCUGAUGCACUGAUGCCUCAGCUGGUACAGUUGGUACUUUAUACCAGUCAGACUGCCUUGUUGCUUAAAACUCAGUCUCCAGUUUUUGCGGAAGUGUGCAGUUCCCCCAGUGGUACAUCAGACCAGAAGAGCAAGUUGUUACCUGAUGAGAGAAUGCUAGAAGAGAAAGAGGAACCAGGUUUUCUCACUGGCUUGAAGAUCCCAGCUCCCUGGGCCGCUGGGAAGACUGUAGAAACAGUACAUCCUGUCAGGGACAACUAUAAAUUUAAAGAAACUGUACAUAUUCCAGGAGCCCGAUGUUUAUACCUUAGAUUUGAUAGCAGAUGUUCCUCACAAUAUGAUUAUGAUAAGUUGGUGAUCUAUGCUGGUCCUAACACAAACAGUAGGAAGGUUGCUGAGUAUGGAGGCAAUACACUGGGAUAUGGCAGCCGUAGUGUCUUAGGAACUGGUUGGCCGAAAGACUUAGUAAAGGUCGAAGGAGAUACAGUCACCUUCUCCUUUGAAAUGAGGAGUGGCCGGGAGCACAACACACCAGACAAAGCCAUGUGGGGCUUUGCUUGCACAGUUCGAGCACAGGAAUCCUCGGAAGAUGUGUCAGGAGGCUUACCAUUCUUAGUUGACCUGGCUUUAGGCCUCUCUGUGUUAGCUUGCUCUAUGCUAAGGAUCUUAUAUAAUGGACCAGAAAUUACCAAAGAUGAGGAAACGUGCCACGAGCUUUUAAGAUCUAAACUACUACAGAGAUGCCAAUGGCAGGUGGAGGCAAAUGGUGUAAUAUCUCCAGCCCUCACUCCAAGUCCUUCUCCACUGCCUCUUACCAUAGAUGAAGAUCGAGAAUUCACAUAUCCUUCUGAUGUUCUUGUGCCUCCUGUGGGACACUACUUUGAUCUGCCUAGAAUCAGGCUGCCUCCAGGAAUCAUGAUAAAACUCAGGGAAAUAUCUGGACGUGCUCGGCCCCAGUUUAGACCUAGUAUAAAAGAAGUGAUUCAGCCAGAAGUAAUGGAAGAGAUGGUAGUUUCGUGUGUUAUUAAACAUUUGAACUUGGUUGAUGCACUCCAGUCCCUAAUAAACUUUCAGUAUCAGGAAGAGCAUGCAGAGGAAUAUGACCUUCUGUGUAAAAUUAUGGGAGAGACCUUCAAGAAGCUAAAUGCCAUGGAAAGACAAUUGCAGAGUGUAGCUGAACUGGAACAGAAAUGGCAAAGUGAAGUAGAUGAUGCCAUGCAUGGAAAGCUGGAGAACAAUGUUCCAUUCUUUUAUGAUUAUCAUUUCAAUGAGAGUAAAAUGAAAGAACUGGAACUCUUAUGUUCAAUGAAAGAAGUGUCCUUUGAUGGAAGUGAUCUUGAGAAUGUGGUCCUAGCAUUAAGGGAGAAAUUUUUUCAAGAAGUGAAUUCUUUGGUUCAGAAACCCCCUCAUCCCCUGGCUAAAACAAAAACCUUAGUAAAGAGCCUGAUGAACAGAGCAGAACUACUGCUGCAUGUUACUAUUGCAGCCCAGUCUGGUAUCACAAGAAGUAUAUCCGGUACGCCUGCUGAGACACCAGCCUGUAAGUCAGCAUCUGAAACCAAAGUAAUAACUCACGCUGUCCGUCAGCCUGUCUUCUUGCGAAGCAUGUCAGCACCUUCUGACCUAGAGAUGAUUGGAAAUGAAGAUUUGGAGUUCACUAGAUCAAGUCAGAGACGACGCCAUGUUACCAGUCAUAGGAGUAGCUCUUUUACUCUCCUUCAGUCUUUGACCAUUGAAGACAGCAGAGAUAAACCUACGUACAGUGUCUUAUUAGGGCAGUUGUUUGCUUUCAUUGGAACAAAUCCGGACCAAGCGGUGUCCAGCAGCAGUUUUCUAUUAGCUGCUCAGACCAGGUGGCGUCGUGGGAACACAAGGAAACAGGCUCUAGUUCACAUGAGAGAGCUGCUGACAGCAGCUGUUCGGGUUGGUGGUGUUACACAUCUUGUGGGCCCAGUGACUAUGGUUCUUCAAGGAGGGCCAAGAAUUGAAGAGCUCACUUGUGGCGGGAUGGUGGAACAGGUGCAGGAAGCCUUUGGAGAGACCAUGACUUCAGUGGUUUCAUUGUGCGCUCGCUAUCCCAUUGCCUGUGCAAAUAGCAUUGGCCUCUUGUGCACUAUACCUUAUACGAGGAGUGAAGAGAAGUGUUUGGUUCGCAGCGGCCUGGUACAGCUUAUGGAUCGGCUUUGUAGUCUGAGCAGCCAGACAGAAUCCAGCUCGAAUGAAAAGCAGACCAAGAAACAGAAGGUGGCCACUAUGGCUUGGGCUGCCUUCCAGGUUUUAGCCAAUCGCUGUGUUGAAUGGGAGAAAGAAGAGGGUGGUUCAACAGAGGCUGUUCAUUCUGGUCUGGCUCGUCAGGUCUCCAGCCUUCUUACCAAUCACCUGGCUCGAGCUACAGAGUGCUGUGGUAACCAAGCUGCUGGAAAUGAUGCACUUCAGGAUGUGCUUAGCCUUCUUAAUGACCUGUCAAGGAGUCACAUAGGGAAAGCAAUCUUGAGUCAGCCAGCCUGCGUCUCCAAACUUCUGUCACUUCUCCUGGACCAGCGUCCUUCACCAAAGCUGGUCCUUAUAAUCCUCCAGCUCUGUCGUGCUGCACUUCCUCUCAUGAGUGUUGAAGACUGUGGAAAUGUUGAACUGCCCCCCUGGAGUUAUUCUGUACCCUCCCUGAACAGUGAACAGGACGACCCCAGUGACCCAGCCUCCAAGAUUGCAUCUCUGCUGUUAGCAAAACUGGCAGACUAUGUAGUACCAGGAUGCCAGACUGUUCUUUCUCCAACUGCUUCUGAGCCAGAUACAGCUCUGGCAAAAGCCAGUCCAAAAAAUUCCAUAAAAGGUGAUAAAGAUCCUGGGGAAGAGAGUGAGGCCGUGGAUGGUAAACUUUCUAUUUUUAUUCAUAAACGGGAAGAUCAGUCGUCCCAUGAAGUUCUUCAACCAUUACUGAGUAGUUCAGAGGGUCGGCCGUUCCGGCUUGGUACUGGGGCUAACAUGGAAAAAGUGGUGAAGAUGGACCGGGACAUGACUAAGAGUGGCUGCUGUGAAGUUAUUACAGAAGAGGCAGCUGCCGCUCUUCGAAAGGCAACCAAAUGGGCACAGUCUGGACUAAUUGUCAGUGUCGGGCCCCCCGUUGAAACUGUCAGUCCAGAAACCACUAGUGGCUUGUCAACUGGUGACAAAAAGAAAACUGCUCAAACCUCUAUUUGCAGGGAGAGGAAUUCUGAACUCGCAAGAACGGAUCCUGUAAGACCAUUCAUCAGUGGGCACGUUGCAAACAGUAUGGCAGCAGAGGUGAUUGCUUUGCUUCACAGCUUGCUGAUGGCACCAGAAUCAAAUGCAGCUCAAAUAUGGACCACAACAGCUGAAAAAGUUCUUUCUCGGGCUCUGAUGUACAUUCCACAACUUGGGAAAUAUGCAGAGAGCAUCUUGGAGAAUGGAAGCAGUAGUGGCAGGAAGUUAGCAAAACUUCAAAGAAUUGCUCGACAGGCAGUGGCUGCACUGUGCGCUCUUGGUGGCUUUAAGGAGACAAUUAAAAUAGGUUCUGAAGUUCAGGUUUUGGGUCGAGGAAUAGCAGGAAGCAUUGGUGUGGUAGCAUCUAUUAACGAACAGGAAGGUAUAGCAACAGUCAAAUUUCCUCCUACCAGUAUAGACGGUAGAAAGACUGCACAAGCAUCAGACACAUUAACUAUUCCAUUAUCUAGGCUCUGUGUUCCACGAUCUGAGGCAUUGCCUCUUCAUAAACUGUCCAUUACUGAGAAGGUAGUACAGGCAGUCCAGUCCAUGUUGCUUCCUCAGGAGGGAAGUCUAUCUAUUCAUACCUCACUUCCUGCAACAGGAGAUGGCUCAACUCCAGUAAUGGCAGUGGUCCGACUUCUUGCUGAAAUAAGAACAAGAGCAUGCCUGGUGAUGGCCCAGCUGUUAGAAGACAGCUCGUUCUGUGAAGAGUUCAUACAACAAUGUCCAGCUGCUGUCGAAGUUCUGAAUCUGGUGGCCCAGGAGUGUAGCCCUGGGGAGAGGCUUCUCGUUGUGGAAGUGCAAUGUGAAAGGCUGAGAAUGUUGUACCGAGAUUGUGCUCGUCCCCCACCCCCGCCACUCCAGGCAGACAGAAGACAGCCCAAGGAGAUUACAUGGAGCCCUUCAAGAGUGUUUCCACCUGUGCGAGCCUGCAUGUUUUCAUCACAUCUCACAGCGGUAACGUUCUUGGCUGACCCUAGCGCAGGUGGGGGACUGCCUCGUGGCACCUUUAUCUAUGCUACAUCACCAGUCCCAGUACAGGCUCCAUCAUUCUACUGGGAAAUUGAAGUAGUUUCCUAUGGAGAUACAGAUGAUGACACUGGUCCAAUCGUUUCAUUUGGGUUUGCCACUGAAGCAGAGAAGCGGGAUGGAGCUUGGACAAAUCCUGUUGGCACGUGUCUCUUCCACAACAAUGGACGAGCUGUGCAUUAUAAUGGAUCCAGCUUGUUACAGUGGAAGAGCGUUCGCCUAGAUGUGACGCUUUCUCCUGGUGAUGUAGCAGGGAUUGGCUGGGAGAGAACAGAAGGAACUCCUCCCCCUCCAGGGCAGCCAGCUAAAGGCAGAGUGUACUUCACAUAUUGUGGACAGAGACUUGGGCCAUAUCUGGAGGAUGUCUCGGGUGGAAUGUGGCCAGUUGUGCACAUUCAGAAAAAGAACACGAAAGUCCGGGCUAACUUUGGAUCUCGCCUGUUUGCCUAUGCUGAGGGACAAGCUCACAGAAAUGCUGCUGAUCUGUGCAUUGACCUUGCUGAAGAAAUCAGUGCCAACUUUGAGGCUUUGCCUUUUGCCAUGGCUUCCGAUAGUGAUAACGACGCUGGUACCAGCAUAGCGUCUGAUCCUGGGACACAUGGACCUCCUUGUAGAAUUGCUGCUGUUGCCACAGCUCAGCAACAAUAUGACAGUGACAAUUCUUGUCAUUAUAAAAUGGAACUUAGCUAUGAGAAUUUCAUUACGUCAGGACCUGAUCCCCAUCCCCCUCCGAUUGCUGAUGAUGAAAGCGAUGAUGACGAUGAUGAUGACAUCCCACGGGAGGAUCACUAUGCCUUGUUGGUGAAAGCCUGGGAAACUAAAGUUUUCCCUACCAUUAGAAGACGGUUUCGUAAUGAAGCUGAAAGGAAAUCUGGUUUGGACCAGAUUAAGGGUGCCUUACAGCUAGGCAUGGUGGAUAUAGCCCGACAGACAGUAGAAUUCCUUUAUGAGGAAAAUGGUGGUAUCCCAAGAGACCUCUAUCUUCCUACCAUUGAGGAUAUCAAAGAUGAAGCAAACAAAUUUACAAUUGAUAAAGUUCGGAAAGGUCUCACAGUGGUGACUCGCUCUCCAGACAGUAACAAUGUGGCCAGCAAUGCUGUUGGUACAGCUUUACCUAAAUUUGCCAUUCGUGGGAUGCUGAAAACAUUUGGUCUCCAUGGUGUUGUUCUGGAUGUUGAUUCAGUCAAUGAAUUGGUACAAGUGGAGACUUACCUCAGAAGUGAAGGCGUUCUGGUACGAUACUGGUAUCCUAUCGACAUGUUAGAAAGGCCACCUGCUGGUUAUCGGAGGACUGCAACAAAUGGCCUGGUUACUCUGGAUAAUACAAAUAUUCAAAUUCAUAGAGAGCUGUUGCGAUGUGAAGCUUCACUUGCCAAGCUGUACUGCCGCAUGGCUCUCCUGAAUAUCUUUGCCCCCAAAUCUCCACACAUGUUUACACGCCUUUUUCAUAUCCCUGCCAUCCGUGACAUCACACUGGAGCAUCUUCAGCUCUUGUCCAACCAACUUCUUGCCCCACCUCUCCCUGAUGGAACAAUCAGUUCGAGUUCAAUUCUUUUGGCCCAGUCCCUGCAACACUGCAUCCAUUCCCAGAACUGUUCUGCCACAGACCUGUUUUACCAGGGCAAUUCACAAGCCAUCCGGGAAUGGCUUACAGUCGCCAUCACCCGGACUUUGCAUCAAGGAGAGGAGAGUCUGUUAGAACUCACAAAACAAAUCUGUUCCUUCUUGCAGACUGCGCCAGAGCAGUUCCCUGCCGAAGAGUUUUCUAUUUCAGAAUCCAAAGUCAAUAUGGAUGUUAACUUUCCUGGGGCUGCUUUUGUAGUUGUGUCCUGCAAGGAGAGUCAGUCUGGAUUCCGCAAAGACUCCUCCCUAUAUAAGGCUCCCUGGGCUCGAGUGCUUGUUUAUGGUCUUGGUCAUAAAGUAAAACGGAAUGGCCAGUUAAACCUCAUUGAGGCAGUGUGUUACCCUCGGGAUGCCUCACCAACCAACACAGGCUUGACGCCUCCCCCAACAACCAACCAGUACCCUUCUGUGAUCAUCCCCACUGACAAAGUCCACAUCAAACUAGGGGUAUCUCCUCCUCCUGGAGCCAUGUUAGUCCUACAUUCUGUCCCCCUUGAAUUCCCACUGGCUAUGGCAUUUACUGAACAAGUCAUAACUUGGAAAUCAGAGGAUGGUGAUGGCAAAUCUGAAGAUGAACUGGAUACUAUUCCUGUGUCAGUUCUUCUACAAGUAGUGGAAUUUUUAGGAAACUUUCUCUGGACGACAGACAUGGCAGCUUGCAUGAAGGAACUAUUAUUUCAUCUCUUGGCUGAGUUGCUUCGCAAAAUUCACAGCCUGGAACAGAAAAAAAACCCAGCUGGGUUGUCUUCCUCCAUUGCACUUCAGCUGAACCCCUGCCUGGCUAUGCUGAUGGCUCUCCAGUCAGAACUGCACAAGUUAUAUGAUGAAGAAACGCAAAACUGGGUGUCUGGAAAUGCGUGCGGUGGUUCUGGCAUUGGGGUGGCUGACCAGGGGAGAUUUUCAACCUAUUUUCAUGCUCUGAUGGAAGUCUGCCUUGCUGUAGCAGAAGUGACUCUGCCAAUCAAUAUGAGCAUAACAGCUAGCGUGAUGUCCUCAACAAAUGCACCAAAUCUCAGCGACUCCUCUUCCUCGUCCUCCUCAUCUCCAGGGCAGACCCCACAGAGUCCAAGCCUCCUGUCAAAGAGGAAGAAAGUCAAAAUGAAGCGGGAAAAGACGUCGACUUCAGGUAAACGGACUUCAGCCCGAACUGCCGAAACUGACACCACGAUGCUCAGCAUAGGAGGAAGCAAACCUGAGGACAUGUUAUGGUUUCACAGGGCACUGACCCUGCUUAUAAUUCUCAGACACCUGACUAAAAAGGACCCCCAAGGGCUGGGUGUGACAAAUGAUGCUGUAGCUGAUGCUUGUCAGGCACUAGUGGGUCCAACAGCUCACAGUCGGUUACUGGUGAUUUCUGGAAUACCCACUCACUUGGAGGAGAGUACUGUCAGGAGUGCAAUCCAGAAGGCAUGUAAUGCACAUGGCGGGGUCUUCAGAGAUGAAAUCUACAUCCCUCUGCAGGAAGAGGACCCGAAAAAGGUCAAGGACAAAGCCGAAGGAGGAGAAUGUAGGACUGAGUUGGAAAAACCAACUGUGUCGAGUAGUGCCGACAGCUUGGAUAUCAGCAGUUCCAGCAGCGUCACUCCUGCAAUGAGCGUUAGUGCUUCUGCUUCCACAAGCCAGGCUUCUCUCUGCAGCUCGCAGGGCAUCUCUCGGACAAUUAGUGAUAUCUCUGUGGACCAGUUUCAAGGUGGUAUGGAGUUGGCCAUUCCACCAGGACUGCUAGAACCUCAUGUUGUUUCCAGCCAGGAAAGCUUAGACCUUUCGCUUUGCAGCACUGGAAGCCUUGGCAGCCUUGGCAGCCUGGGGGAACAGCUGGACAACGUAGAAACAGCAUCAGUGUCUGAUGUUGGAUCGAUGUACACAGUCACGUCACUGGACAACCAGCCGCUGAUGUCACGGCCCAUCAAGGGGUUUGCGGUAGUAGAGAUAAGGUCAAGAGCUAAAAUAGAGAAAAUCCGUGCCAGUUUAUUUAACAGCAGUGAUCUGAUUGGGUUGUCAAGCCUGGAUGGUGAAGAUGAACUAAUGGAAAUGUCAACUGAAGAGAUUUUAACAGUCUCUACUGUCAAUCAGAGUUUAUUUGAUACACAAGGGAGCCCAGCACUGGAAGACUAUUUCAAUGAUAAAUCAAUAAAAGGUGAGAAAUUGGUUCCAGGUGCUCGGGAAGUCCUCACAGAAAUCUUUAAAAGCUGUGUCCAUUCUGAGCAAAUGCUGAGCCUGACCCCGGCAAAACCCAUUAAAGUUGCUGAUAUUUAUCUUAGCAAAGAGCAAAUCAAUUCUCAGACCCCUGGAAACCUUCUCCACGUAUUCUUCAUGAAUGUCCGGCCCCCAAAGAAGGUGUUAGAGGACCAACUCACUCAGAUCUUAAGGAAGUAUGGUGUGCCCAAGCCAAAGUUUGACAAGAGCAAGUAUAACAAGGCAGGCAAAGAGCAACAUCCAGUGAAAGUCGUGAGCACCAAACGCCCAGUUACAAAGCCACCUACGAAGGAAAAGUCUGUGCUCAACAGUGUCAGCAGAACAGCGUUGAGUGAGAAGAAACCUACUGUGAAGCCAAAGUCUCCAGAAAAGAGCAAACCUGAGGAGAAGGAUCCUGAAAAGUCUCCCACAAAGAAACAGGAAGUCCCUGAAGAGAAGUAUCUGACGCUCGACGGAUUUCACAGAUUUGUUGUUGACCGCGCAAAACAGGACAUCCGGAGUGUCUGGCGAGCUAUUCUGUCCUGUGGAUAUGAUCUUCACUUCGAAAGAUGUGCCUGCAUUGAUGCCAGGCACGCGCAGAAAGCUUCCCGGAAGUGGACUUUGGAGAUGGAUGUAGCCCUUGUUCAGUACAUCAACCGCCUCUGCCGUCACCUUGCAAUCACCCCAGCACGACUGCACCCGCACGAAGUUUAUCUGGAUCCAGCUGACACAGCGGAUCCCAGGGUCUCGUGUCUGCUGAAUGUUCCCAUUGAAAGUCUGCGCCUGCGUUUUGCACUACUUCAGUCUCUGAACACCACGUUAGAGACCUUCUUCCUGCCACUGGUGGAGCUCCGACAGACCGAAAUGUACACGAACAGUAUCGCCGCGCUGCUGCAAGAGGCCAAAGGUUUAAUCUUUUAUGACACAAAGGUGACUGUAAUGAACCGUGUGCUGAAUGCUACAGUGCAAAGAACAGCAGACCAUGCAGCCCCAGAAAUCACCCUGGAUCCACUGGAGAUAGUGGGAGGUGAGAUCCGUUCUUCAGAAAACUCCUACUUCUGCCAGGCAGCUAGACAGCUCGCCUGCGUACCAUCCUCUCAACUGUGUGUCAAGCUGGCCAGUGGUGGGGAUCCCACCUACGCCUUUAACAUCCGCUUCACGGGCGAGGAGGUCCAUGGAACAAGUGGAUCUUUUCGUCACUUCCUGUGGCAAGUCUGCAAAGAGCUACAGAGCUCAUCUCUCUCCCUUCUCUUGCUGUGCCCCAGCUCUGCUGUCAACAAGAACAAGGGGAAGUAUAUUCUGACGCCCAGCCCCAUCACCUAUGCGGAAGAGCAGUUGCUUCACUUCUUUGGGCAGCUGCUGGGCAUUGCGAUUAGAGCAGAUGUUCCUCUCCCCCUGGACCUCCUGCCCUCAUUCUGGAAGACAUUGGUGGGUGCGCCGCUGGACCCUGAGGUGGAUCUCCAGGAAGCUGACGUCCUGACCUACAACUACGUCAAAAAGUUUGAAAAUAUAAAUGAUGAGACAGAACUGGAGGCCUUGUGUGCAGAAAUCGCAUCCCAGCAUCUAGCCACCGAGAGCCCCGAUUGCCCUAACAAGCCAUGCUGCAAAUUCACCUACCUGACCAUGACAAGCGAAGAGGUGGAGCUGUGCCCUCGAGGCAGGCACAUUCCUGUAGCGUGGGAGAACAAGGACGUGUAUGCAACGGCCAUCCGGAACCUGCGGGUGCACGAGCUGCAGAAUCCAGACUGCAUGACGGCCGUGCGUGCUGGGCUUGGCUCCAUUAUCCCUCUGCAGCUUCUCACUACGCUGACACCUCUCGAGAUGGAACUGAGGACCUGCGGGCUACCAUACAUCAACCUGGAGUUCCUAAAGGCACAUACCAUGUACCAGGUGGGGCUGAUGGAAACAGACCAACACAUUGAGUUUUUCUGGGGGGCAUUAGAGAUGUUUACUCAGGAAGAACUCUGCAAAUUCAUCAAAUUUGCCUGCAACCAAGAGCGAAUCCCCUUCACAUGUCCAUGCAAAGAUGGAGGGCCUGACACUGCACAUGUCCCGCCCUACCCCAUGAAGAUUGCACCACCGGAUGGAGCUGCAGGGUCUCCGGACUCUCGAUAUAUCCGCGUUGAAACGUGCAUGUUCAUGAUAAAACUCCCUCAGUACUCCUCUCUGGACAUAAUGCUGGAAAAGCUACGGUAUGCCAUUCACUACCGGGAGGAUCCGCUUAGCGGCUGAGUUGAGUAAGACCAAGACUAAGAAUGACUCCUUGGAGGAUUGUUUCGGGACUCUGCUGUGUUGGAAACCCUUCGAUUCACAUGCAAAUACCUCCUGUGACACUAUGUGAAGAAUUGGAGGCUAAUUUAUUUUCUGAACUUUUGUUCCCAUUACAGUAAUUACUGGAAGACUUACAUUUUUUGUAUUUGUAGAUUUUGUGGUGGACUCGUUAUUUUGCUGCCUUGUUUGUGGAAUAUUUGUAGGAUAGUUUAGUAAUGACCAGUUUGUUGUAUAAUUUAAUUUAAAAAAACAAACCUUUAAACAUGUACAUUUCUAAUUUUGUAAUUUAAAUUGUGUUGCCCUUGCGAACACAACAAACUUGAGCACUCUGAGGUCGCGAGAGCUCAGAUGUAAAUGUCUGCGAAUCUUUCUGCCCUGAAACAUUUCUGAGUACAAGAACAGGAUUAACUGAAGAGAAGCAGCUGCCUCCUUUCCACAACGUUGGAACAUUACCUCUCGUUUCCAGGUUUCGAGGGUUUGCUUUCUGAAGUGGAUAGAGGCAACGUUUAGCCUUCUCUUGGGUUAUGCCAUUUGGUAACAGGUUUUCUGUUGCCAAUGUUUACAUUUUGCAAAAAGUUCUUAAGUCUGUUUCGGUAGAACCCAAAGUCAUUGGCAUCCCCUCCACAACUGACGUAGUCUUCUUUUGAAACAUUCCUCUUCCAAAACGCAGGACAGUGGAAGGACCAUGAGGUCCCUAACCAAGAUGUUCUUGCCUUUAUAUUCAACCACUUAACGCACGAAUUUCUUCAGUGAUCCUUAAUUCUCUGUGGCAUUAUGGAAGGAUGUAACUUUCUCCGCAGCCUUUCCCUGUAAUCAGAACCUGAGUUGCAGGCCCCCCAUUUUGUUUUUGUAUUCAGAAAUGUUGUAGCUAAAAUAAAUUAUCCUAAAAAAUGUGACACAGAACGGGGUGGGCUAGGGUGGGAACGGGAGGCACAAAGGUGCUGGUUUGAAGAAUAGAGCUUCUAUUUUAUAUGGAAAGAUAAAGGCAAAGAGAGGUAACGAUCCUUUAUGUUAAACCAUUGUAUGUAUCAUACGUUGUGAAAUACGUUCUGCAGUGGUAAAGAACAGCACACGUAUCUUCCUUUACUAAUGCAAAAAACUUUGCCCUGUGCCAGGUGCAUUUAGAAACAAAGUGACACUUGGUUCCACCAUUUUGAACUGGACUCCAAUGAACAAGCUGGAGAACCGGAGAGGACAUUGACGUGACUGCUGUCCUGAGCUCCGUACUACUGUCCGUUAAGUGCCAGUACUGAGCUUCGCGUUAGUUAUUUCCUUCAGGUGCGUCCGGUGCACAUCUAACCACAUCGAGAUCCGUGACUGUGUGCGUGACUGUACUUUAAGGUGGUUAAUAUACAUGUCUCGUUAGAAGACAGACUACACUCGUUGUUUGGCUUGUCCGUGGUCAUGGGAAUUGAAAUGCUGUAUUUAUUGUAUAUUAUUGUGAAUAGUGGGAGUGACGAGCGUGUGGUGACUGGAGGGUACUGUGUGCAAACAAGGAGAGCCCUAAAAGCAUCUUUUCCUGUUGUUCUGUGAGUGAGUGGACAGGUGUGUGAGAGAGACCCUGUUGUAGAAGUAGUUGUUGGCAUACAAAGGCUCCAGAUCCUAUUGUUAGAAAAACCGCGUUUCCAUUUUAUAACACAUCUCCCUCCCCAAGAAACAGUUCCCCGUAGGAAUAAUAUUUACUCUUGAAUUUUGUCCACUUUCUGAUAGAAGCAUAUAUGUAGCUGAAAUAUCAUUCAGAGCAAGGGCAAACACAUGUAGAGUUUACAGAGACCAAGGGAAGACAAAGCAAAAGAAAUUGCUUGAAACAACUGAAUUCCAGUCCAAAAAGUCAAACUUGCCGAGUAGGAGGAAUGUGAAGAAUGUCUUUGGAGCUUCACAGAAGCUGCUGGUGAUGAGAUGGUUUGGUUUUCUUUUGAACACUGGUUUUGUAUGGGUUUCAUGGCUCUCUUCUCUUUUCAAGACCUUAACCUAGCAGGCGUAAAACUUUGUCAAAUACCUCACGGUGAGGGGUGUGAGAACUCCCUAUUCCAAUCCUUUCCUAGGAUCUGAUCCCAGCUGUGAGUAAGACAACUGCUGCUAACAUUUCUUCUCCUUCCAGAGAGCACAUCUGGGUAAAACAUACCCCAUCUUGGCCCUGAAAGCGUGUGCUGUAGUUAUUUGAUACGUAUUUAUUACGAUUAUUUAUGGUUGCAAGUAACAAAUUUUUCCUCUGCUCUUUACACCCCGUUUGUGUAAGUGAAGCUCGUUACUACAGGAAAAAAAACAUGUGAUGACAAUAAUCCAGAGCCAUCUACUUCUGCUGUACUUGGAGAGUGGUGUGAUCCCUUGGGAAAGAGUCGGUGUAAAGAAUGUUCCUGGAGUGACGCGCUGCAGUGGUUUGGACUGUAGCCCAAUGGCCUUGAAUUAAAGCUUUUUCUAACCAUCAUCACUUUCCUGCGCUUUGAAUGAACUGAACGUUAUCUGUAGUAAGCUUGUCCUUCAAAGCCAGCCUUGGUGUGUGUGUGUUCAUUUAUUCGGGUACUCAUUCAGAAUGUAAAAUUACACUAAACAAUGGAAAAUGCAGAAGUCGGGUAUUAGUUCUAGUCUGUCGUGUCCAUCUCGGUACCUUGCACAGCAUUAACCUGUUAAGUGCUCUUGGCCAUACAGUGUACACUUGCAUAAAAGAAGAUUAACAUCCCUCGAGAUGUAUUCUGUGUCCUUAUUAAUUGGGGCUGGAAACGAACACCCCUCUCUUGCCGUUGAAACGGCAUCCAUCCAGAGAGCUAACCUACUAGGAGCCAGGUGCAGGCUACUUGCUUUGAAUCCCGCACUGAUGGGUUAAGACAUUGUAAUUCUUUGUAUUUACUUGCAACAGAUGUAAAUAUUUUGUACAAAAGGGAAACAGCAAGUAAAAUGAUCGCUCCCAUUUCUCUUGCACGAGAAAUGGUGCACACAACCCAAAGCUGUCAGCUGAGCAACUGUACUUAAUUUAUUCUAUUUUCACACUAAGAGUUUCUCAGAUGAGGUAUCCUCUUGACCCUCAGAAAAGCAGCACAGCCCUAGCUUUCCCACUCAACUUGCUGUAGCGUUUUUCCCCAGGAAAUACCAUUGCAAAGUUGAUCGCCAUUUGUUUAAUACCUUUAUUCUGAUUUUUUUUCUUGUAUUUAAUAAAUGCUUACAUUUGGUGGAAGCGUC